AUGUGCUACACCGUGCGAGGCUUGGAACUUUGCAGGGUAACCGUUUUGGGUUUUGAUGGUGCCACGGUGUACGAUUAUUUUGUGCAACCGGAGGAAGAAGUUGUGGACUACAAUACUAGAUUUUCCGGAGUGACCGAAAGUGAUGUGUAUGGCCCAAAGUCGAAAACUUUCCAACAGGUGCAGAGUCAUUUAUUGGACUUCAUUGACGAGGACACCAUUCUGAUAGGACACGCGUUGGACAAUGAUUUGCGAGUGUUGAAACUGGUCCAUUCUAAAAUUGUGGACACGUCUCUGGUUUUCCCUCACGAGCGUGGUUUUCCCUUCAGGAACUCGUUAAAGCAGUUGAUGUCAGUUCAUCGGAACAAAGCAAUUCAGACAUCCGAUAAUGGACAUAGUCCAUAUGAGGAUGCUCUGAGUUGCUUGGAGCUGAUAAUGGUUAAAAUAAAACUGCACUACGCUCAGAGACGUCUCACAAUUUGA
Molecule: messenger RNA, 480 nt
Organism: Coccinella septempunctata (seven-spotted ladybird)
Lineage: Eukaryota; Metazoa; Arthropoda; Insecta; Coleoptera; Coccinellidae
Product: putative exonuclease GOR
Exons: 1
Coding region: 1-480 (159 amino acids)
Cellular component (GO): nucleus
Molecular function (GO): nucleic acid binding; exonuclease activity
Source: RefSeq, a predicted model, not a curated record